Messenger RNA from Saprolegnia parasitica CBS 223.65, 874 nucleotides. RefSeq lists its product as hypothetical. Gene Ontology annotation, biological process: heterophilic cell-cell adhesion; neuron development. The record is from RefSeq and is a predicted model, not a curated record. The transcript is spliced from 5 exons. Gene Ontology annotation, molecular function: protein heterodimerization activity; cell adhesion molecule binding; protein homodimerization activity. Gene Ontology annotation, cellular component: neuron projection. Bases 20 to 814 code for a protein of 264 amino acids. NCBI's taxonomy places the organism in Eukaryota, Oomycota, Saprolegniomycetes, Saprolegniales, Saprolegniaceae.
AAAAAACGGCCGAGGUCGCAUGCGGAGCCUGCUCUGUGUCGGGAUCGCAGUCGUCGCCGGCUACAACCCGCUGGGCGGCGACCUCUGUGCGACGCUCAACAACUGCAACGGCCAUGGCUUCUGCAAUACGGCCACGAAGGUGUGCACGUGCCAGGUCGGGUGGGGCGCGCCGACCGACAUUUCGAUCUGGAAGACCCCCGACUGCUCGUUGCGCACGUGUCCGGCGGGCCUCUCGUGGAAUAGCGUCCCGACGUCCGCGACGACGGGCCAUACAGUGCUCGCCGAGUGCUCGGACAUGGGCAUCUGCAACACCAUCACGGGCGAAUGCAACUGCUUCCCCGGCUUCCAGGGCCUCGCCUGUGAGCUCUCGGGCUGCCCGAACGCGUGCUCGGGCCACGGCCGCUGCCUCUCGAUGCGGUACCUUGCAAGCCAAGCAGCAGCGCUGCCGCUCUCGCCGGCGACGACGUACUACGGGCUCCAGACUACCACGACAUGGGACCAAGAACGCAUCUUUGGCUGCGUCUGCGACUCGGCGUGGCCCGUCGGCCUAGCAUCCGGACAGACCCAAGAGCCCGAGUGGUUUGGGGCCGACUGCUCCCUGCGGCACUGCCCGUCCAACAACGACCCGCUCUCCGGCGUGACCGACACCGACUGCGCGGGCGUCGCGGCCGCCGGAAGCGCGUCGGUGGGUGCUCUCGGCAACCUCUGCCAUAUCGAGUGCUCCAACCGAGGCAUCUGCAACUACAAGGACGGCUCGUGUGCGUGCUUUGAAGGGUUCCUAGGCGUCGACUGCAGCGUCCAGGUCGUUGGCUAAUGGGAGAUGGGGACACCGAUAACGACGCGUUGUCGAAGAAAUAACACACACACUGGUGGC